GAUCCAUCCCCCUCCUGUGGCAGGGACAUUGCUGGAGCCGCCUCAGACGCACAGGGGUCCUUGGUGAACUUUGUCAUGGUUAUUUAAGGAACCUCGCCUAGAAGUCCCAACUCACGAUUCCCCAUCGACGGGAAGGCCUGGACUCCAAGAUGAUUAUAAAGGAAUAUCGGAUUCCUCUGCCGAUGACCUUGGAGGAGUACCGCAUCGCUCAGCUGUACAUGAUACAGAAGAAGAGCCGUAACGAGACAUAUGGCGAAGGCAAUGGCGUGGAGAUCCUGGAGAACCGGCCGUACACGGACGGCCCUGGCGGCUCCGGGCAGUACACGCACAAAGUGUACCAUGUGGGCAUGCACAUCCCCGGCUGGUUCCGCUCCAUCCUGCCCAAGGCAGCCCUGCGGGUGGUGGAGGAGUCCUGGAACGCCUACCCCUACACCCGAACCAGGUUCACCUGCCCUUUUGUGGAGAAAUUCUCCAUCGACAUUGAAACCUUUUAUAAAACCGAUGCUGGAGAAAACCCCAACGUGUUCAGUCUCUCGCCUGUGGAAAAGGACCAGCUGACGAUUGAUUUCAUCGACAUUGUCAAAGACCCUGUGCCCCCCAACGAGUAUAAGACAGAAGAGGACCCCAAGCUGUUCCAGUCAGCCAAGACCCAGCGGGGGCCCCUGUCCGACAACUGGAUUGAGGAGUACAAGAAGCGAGUCUUCCCCAUCAUGUGCGCCUACAAGCUCUGCAAGGUGGAGUUCCGCUACUGGGGCAUGCAGUCCAAGAUCGAGAGGUUCAUCCACGACACCGGCCUGCGGAGGGUGAUGGUGCGGGCACACCGGCAGGCCUGGUGCUGGCAGGACGAGUGGUACGGGCUGAGCAUGGAGCACAUCCGCGAGCUGGAGAAAGAGGCACAGCUCAUGCUGUCCCGCAAGAUGGCCCAGUUCAACGAGGAGGACGAGGGGGCCGCCGAGCUCGCCAAAGACAAGGCUGCCCAGGACCAGGCCUCCAGGGAGCCCCCCGAGCCCAGCAGCAACAACGGGGAGCCCCUGGUGGGGCGGGGCCUGAAGAAGCAGUGGUCCACGUCCUCCAAGUCGUCGCGGUCAUCCAAGCGGGGAGCCAGCCCUUCCCGCCACAGCAUCUCGGAGUGGAGGAUGCAGAGCAUCGCCAGGGACUCGGACGAGAGCUCAGAUGACGAGUUCUUCGAUGCGCACGAGGACCUGUCCGACCAGGAGGAAAUGUUCCCCAAAGACAUAACCAAGUGGAGCUCCAAUGACCUCAUGGACAAAAUCGAGAGCCCAGAGCCAGAGGACGCACAGGACGGUCUGUACCGCCAGAGCGCCCCCGAGUUCAGAGUGGCCUCCAGCGUGGAGCAGCUGAACAUCAUCGAGGACGAGGUCAGCCAGCCACUGGCCACACCGCCCUCCAAGAUCCAUGUGCUGCUGCUGCUGCUGCAUGGAGGCACCAUCCUGGACACGGGCGCCGGGGACCCCAGCUCCAAGCAGGGCGACGCCAACACCAUCGCCAGCGUGUUCGACACGGUCAUGCGCGUGCACUACCCGAGCGCCCUGGGCCACCUCGCCAUCCGCCUGGUGCCCUGCCCGCCCGUCUGCUCAGACGCCUUCGCCCUGGUCUCCAACCUCAGCCCCUACAGUCACGACGAAGGCUGUCUGUCCAGCAGUCAGGACCACAUCCCUCUGGCCGCGCUGCCCCUGCUGGCCACCUCCUCACCCCAGUACCAGGAGGCGAUUGCCAUGGUGAUUCAGCGGGCCAACCUCGCCUAUGGGAACUUCAUCAAGUCCCAGGAGGGUGUGACCUUCAACGGGCAGGUCUGCCUGAUUGGGGACUGCGUCGGGGGCAUCCUGGCGUUUGAUGCCUUGUGCUACAGCAACCAGCCGGUGUCGGAGAGUCAGAGCAGCAGCCGCCGGGGCAGCGUGGUCAGCGUGCAGGACACUGACCUGCUAUCCCCGGGCAUCCUGGUGAACGCAGCACACUGCUCCAGCAGCGGUGGCGGUGGUGGCGGUGGCGGUGGCAGUGGUGGCGGCUCCAGCCUGGAGAACAGCCGGCACCUGAGCCGCAGCAACAUCGACAUCCCCCGCGGCAGCGGCAAUGGCACUGAGGACCCCAAAAGGCAGCUGCCCCGCAAGAGGAGCGACUCAUCCACCUACGAGCUGGACACCAUCCAGCAGCACCAGGCCUUCCUGUCCAGCCUCCACGCCAGCGUGCUGAGGACCGAGGCCAACACAUACCGCUCGAGCAGCUCCGCCAUGCUGGAUGGCACAGGGGCUCUGGGCAGGUUUGACUUCGAGAUCACCGACCUCUUCCUCUUCGGGUGCCCUCUGGGGCUGGUCCUGGCCUUGAGGAAGACAAUCAUCCCAGCCCUGGAUGUUUUCCAGCUGCGGCCGGCCUGCCAGCAGGUCUACAACCUCUUCCACCCCGCGGACCCGUCCGCCUCCCGCCUGGAGCCACUGCUGGAGCGGCGCUUCCACGCCCUGCCGCCCUUCAGCAUCCCCCGCUACCAGCGCUACCCGCUGGGCGACGGCUGCUCCACGCUGCUGGUCGAGACCGUGCAGAGAAACCCCGAGCUGGUCCUGGAGGGUGGCCCCCCGGGCCCUCUCCCCCACGGGGACGGCUUCCUGGAAACCAGUAUCCCCGUUCCCGCGCCCACCUGGCAAGACGGGCCCCGCCAGAGCCCGGGCUGUGCUGAGUCGGACGCGCUCCAGACCCACAACACGGUCUUCCAAGAGCACGCAGCCCCCUCCUCACCCGGAGCAGCCCCCACCAGCCGCGGCUUCCGCCGAGCCAGCGAGAUCAGCAUCGCCAGCCAGGCGUCGGGCAUGGCCGAGAGCUACACGGUGUCCAGCAUUGCCCAGAUUGCUGCAAAGUGGUGGGGCCAGAAGCGGAUCGACUAUGCCCUGUACUGCCCCGACGCCCUAACGGCCUUCCCAACGGUGGCCCUGCCCCACCUCUUCCACGCCAGCUACUGGGAGUCAACGGACGUGGUCUCCUUCCUGCUGAGACAGGUCAUGAGGCACGACAACUCCAGCAUCUUGGAGCUGGACGGGAAGGAGGUGUCAGUGUUCACCCCCUCAAAGCCGAGGGAGAAAUGGCAGCGCAGGAGGACCCACGUGAAGCUGCGGAAUGUCACUGCCAACCACCGGAUCAAUGAUGCUGUCGCCAAUGAGGACGGCCCACAGGUUCUGACGGGCCGGUUCAUGUACGGGCCCCUGGACAUGGUCACCCUGACGGGGGAGAAGGUGGACGUGCACAUCAUGAUGCAGCCGCCCUCGGGCGAGUGGCUCUACCUGGACACGCUGGUGACCAACAGCAGCGGGCGCGUCUCCUACACCAUCCCUGAGACGCACCGCCUGGGCGUGGGGGUGUACCCCAUCAAGAUGGUGGUCAGGGGAGACCACACGUUUGCCGACAGCUACAUCACGGUGCUGCCCAAGGGCACGGAGUUUGUGGUCUUCAGCAUCGACGGCUCCUUUGCCGCCAGCGUGUCCAUCAUGGGCAGUGACCCCAAGGUGCGGGCCGGGGCCGUGGACGUGGUGCGGCACUGGCAGGACCUGGGCUACCUCAUCAUCUAUGUGACGGGCCGGCCAGACAUGCAGAAGCAGCGGGUGGUGGCGUGGCUGGCCCAGCACAACUUCCCCCACGGCGUGGUGUCCUUCUGUGACGGCCUGGUGCACGACCCGCUGCGGCACAAGGCCAACUUUCUGAAGCUGCUUAUCUCCGAGCUGCACCUGCGCGUGCACGCGGCCUACGGCUCCACCAAGGACGUGGCGGUCUACAGCUCCAUCAGCCUGUCACCCAUGCAGAUCUACAUUGUGGGCCGGCCCACCAAGAAGCUGCAGCAGCAGUGCCAGUUCAUCACGGACGGCUACGCGGCCCACCUGGCCCAGCUGAAGUACAAUCACCGAGCACGGCCGGCCCGCAACACGGCUACUCGCAUGGCGCUGCGCAAGGGCAGCUUCGGCCUGCCAGGCCAGGGCGACUUCCUGCGCUCCCGGAACCACCUGCUCCGCACCAUCUCGGCCCAGCCCAGCGGGCCCAGCCACCGGCAUGAGCGGACGCAGAGCCAGGCAGAGGGCGAGCAGCGCGGGCAGCGCAGCUUGAGCAUGGCGGCCGGCUGCUGGGGCCGCGCCAUGACUGGCCGCCUGGAGUCGGGGGCAGCCACGGGCCCCAAGUAGGGCACCGUGAGUCCCGCACGGGGUCUCCAUGGUGCUAGGCCAGGGUGGCCAGCCCAGCCAGGAGGCCUGGCCUGGGCACACGCAGGCGCUGGGGACAAGCACAGACAUGGGCCUGGGAGCUUGUCCCAGGGUCCCUCAAGGACACAGGCCGUGCCACACAGUCCUCCCAGCCCUGCCUCACGUCCUAGGGUCUGAGGGGUCCAGCUUGUCGUGGAAGCUGCGGGACCACCAGCCCCAGGAUGACAGAGGGGCCAGGACCCCCGCCAGAGGCUGGCCUGGCUCUCCCAGACUUACUGCCCUGCGUGGAUCUCCCCACGUCCUGGUGCCGGCUGUGGGCCAGGGCCCAGCCUGUGACCUCCCUGCCACCGGCUCACCUCACCCCAGUCCCUCCCAUUUGGUAGCAGCUCCGUCAGGGGCCAGCCUGCUUCUUGUUAACUCGAGCGACUCAACUGUUCAACCUCACUGGUUUUGCACUGAUUUCUGAGAGCGGUGACCCAUUACCGUCUUCUGUGGCUACAGACCCGUUGACAUGCAUGAAAAUUCAGUAUUUGCUGACCCAGGACCUAGGACCACACCAAGACUCCAGUGCGGCAAAUCCUUGUGCAAGCAGGAAACAAAGGCCAUCAUCUUCCUUCUGCAGCCCAGACCCCUGCCCUCUGUCCGCUUGCCCUACCCGGAGCCCAGGCUGGCCUCAGGCCUGGUACCGUUUCCGGCCUGGACACAGCCCAGGCGCAAGGCUGCGAAGCCCGGCUGCCUCUUCCACACCUUGCCAUCAGCCAAGGCCCCUGCAACGGCCGCCGCCUGCCCGUUUCUACGCCUUUCUACUUCUCGAUCUGAUUUCUAUGAGGUUUUUUUAAAUGAGCAAUCCUUGGCUGCUUCCUUUUCUUAACUUCAGUACCAAGCGCAGCCCUUCCACACUGGAAACACCCAGCACUGUGACGGAGUCCAGCCUGGCUCCGGGCGAGGGCCCCGCCGCACAGUGCGGCGUGAGCUCCUGCCUCACCCAGCCCAUCAAUCCCACUGAAUUUCUACUCUGGGGUGGGUGGGGCACACUUAGGUUUUUUUAAUGCCAAUUCCGUUUUGAUGCCGAAUCUAAGAAGCCACAACUUGCUUCGUCAGCUUGAGGGCAGGUGGCCCCGAUUCGUCUCUCACCCAAGCGAGGACCAUGCUGUCCUGCACGCCGGUCCUAGCAUCAGCCCUGCCCCUGGCCCCCAGCGCAGCCUCAGCUGUGGCGCUCAGCUGCUGGCUCCCGGCGGCCCGGCGG
Molecule: messenger RNA, 5439 nt
Organism: Propithecus coquereli (Coquerel's sifaka)
Lineage: Eukaryota; Metazoa; Chordata; Mammalia; Primates; Indriidae
Gene: PITPNM2
Product: phosphatidylinositol transfer protein, membrane-associated 2
Exons: 25
Coding region: 150-4175 (1341 amino acids)
Biological process (GO): phospholipid transport
Cellular component (GO): cytoplasm
Molecular function (GO): metal ion binding; phosphatidylcholine binding; phosphatidylinositol binding
Source: RefSeq, a predicted model, not a curated record